AUGAUGCUGAGCCCAGACCAAGCAGUGGACUCGGAUCACCCGUCGUCAGCGCCGUCCGACCCGGAGUCUCUGGAGGCCAAGGGGCUGCGGAGUUGCUGCGCCUCCGACUUGGAGGCGCCGAACGGCGAGGGCGCAGGAGGAGGUCGCUCGGCGGCCCAUCCGCCGCAGCCGCUGAGCCGUGAGGAGAAGCGGCGGCGCCGUCGAGCCACGGCCAAGUAUCGGUCGGCCCACGCCACGCGGGAGCGCAUCCGCGUGGAGGCUUUCAAUUUGGCCUUUGCCGAGCUGCGCAAGCUGCUGCCCACGCUGCCCCCGGACAAGAAGCUCUCCAAGAUCGAGAUCCUGCGUUUGGCCAUCUGCUACAUAUCCUAUCUCAACCAUGUCCUAGACGUGUAG
Messenger RNA from Pseudonaja textilis, 393 nucleotides. RefSeq names its product nescient helix-loop-helix 2 (gene NHLH2). The record is from RefSeq and is a predicted model, not a curated record. Gene Ontology annotation, molecular function: DNA-binding transcription factor activity, RNA polymerase II-specific; protein dimerization activity; RNA polymerase II cis-regulatory region sequence-specific DNA binding. NCBI's taxonomy places the organism in Eukaryota, Metazoa, Chordata, Lepidosauria, Squamata, Elapidae. Gene Ontology annotation, biological process: regulation of transcription by RNA polymerase II.